Messenger RNA from Frankliniella occidentalis (western flower thrips), 1410 nucleotides. It is a transcript of the gene Ca-beta, whose product is annotated as voltage-dependent L-type calcium channel subunit beta-2. Gene Ontology annotation, cellular component: voltage-gated calcium channel complex. The record is from RefSeq and is a predicted model, not a curated record. NCBI's taxonomy places the organism in Eukaryota, Metazoa, Arthropoda, Insecta, Thysanoptera, Thripidae. Gene Ontology annotation, molecular function: protein binding; high voltage-gated calcium channel activity. Gene Ontology annotation, biological process: calcium ion transmembrane transport; chemical synaptic transmission; neuromuscular junction development.
CUACGCCGUUUCCGUCAGUUCAGUUGGUGAAGACGAUGUGAUGUGAACGGUUUGAAUGGGUUGAAUGGGAGCUGUGUUGUUUUGUAUUCGCACAAAAAGUAUUUGUUUUGUCUAUUCGUUUAUUUUGUGAAGUGAAAUUUACGAGAAGACUCCAGACUCCAUAUCUUCGGAUCCAGCCUUGCUACGCUCAGACUCGCGGGAGCAAGGUGUUCGCGCACAAGAGGCGCAGCCGGUGGACCGGCAGCGCACCCUCGGCCCGCAGCAGCUCCGGACGACAGGUCGGCUCGCUGUUGGCUGAGCCCGUGACCCCCCAUCGGAUCAUCUUCUGCCGCAAACUGCAAGUGAGCGCAGCGCUGGGCCGUCCCGCCCGGCUCUUGGGGCGCUCAUGAGCUCUUCUCGGCUGGUGCACCAGACCCAUGGCCAACCGUCAGCCGCAACAGCCCCGCGAUAGAACCAGGGCAGCCAACCGGCCACACAGCCAGCACCCGGGCUCGGCCGACUCGAACUACUCCCAACCGUCCUCGGAUCUGUCCUUGGACGAGGAGAAGGAGAGCAUAAGGAGAGAGAAGGAGAACCAGGCUCGCAGUCAGCUGGAUAAGGCGCGGUCCAAGCCGGUGGCGUUCGCCGUCCGGACCAACGUGAGCUACGAUGCCGCGAUCGACGAUGACUCGCCCGUCCACGGCAGCGCCAUCUCCUUCGACGUGCGGGACUUCCUGCACAUCAAGGAGAAGUACGACAACAACUGGUGGAUCGGGCGGCUGGUGCGGGAGGGGUGUGACGUGGGCUUCAUCCCCUCCCCGGUGAAGCUGGAGACCCUGCGUCAGCAGCAGACGCAGGCUCGGUCUUCCAAGCUGUACGCCUCCAAGACGUCCUCCUCGUCCAACCUAGUUGGGAUGGGUGGUGGCGCAGGCGACGAGAGCGACUCCCUCAACCGCGGGACGGGCCCCGCCUCCCUCACCACCCCGCCGACCAAGGAGAAGCGGAAGCCCUUCUUCAAGAAGCAGGAGGCCACCACGCCCUACGACGUGGUGCCCUCCAUGCGGCCCGUCGUCCUCGUCGGGCCGUCGCUCAAGGGCUACGAGGUGACGGACAUGAUGCAGAAGGCCCUCUUCGACUUCCUCAAGCACCGCUUCGAGGGCAGGAUCAUCAUCACCAGGGUCAUGGCCGACAUCUCGCUGGCCAAGCGCUCGCUGCUCAACAACCCGUCCAAGAGGGCCAUCAUGGAGCGCUCCAACUCGCGGUCCAACUGCCUCGCCGAGGUGCAGGCCGAGAUCGAGCGCAUCUUCGAGCUGGCCAGGACGCUGCAACUGGUCGUGCUCGACUGCGACACCAUCAACCACCCGUCGCAGCUCGCCAAGACGUCGCUCGCCCCCACCAUCGUCUACCUCAAGAUCUCCUCGCCCAAGGUGC